AUGGCUCCCCAAGCCCAGGGACUCCUCUCCAAUCCUGGGACCCCUCAAAGUCCUAUCAGGCUCACCCACCCGUACUCAGGAUACACCAUUGACACCCCGGACCCCCCUGCCACCACCAAGGAAAACCUGGAGGCCCCAGGCAUUGAGCCCCAGGGGAACGUGGUGCUGCGCCCUGCCCAGUUCACAGUGGAGACCCUCGAGGCGGGGAUGGGUGAGGUCCUUGUCUAUGUUGAGGACCCCGAGGGACACACUGAGGAGGCCAAGGUGGUCCCCAACAAUGACAAGAAGAGAACAUACAGCGUCACUUACGUCCCCAAGGUCGGGGGGCUGCACAAGGUGACAGUGCUCUUCGCGGGACAGAACAUUGACGGGAGCCCCUUUGGGGUGAACGUGGGCAUGGCCCUGGGUGACGCCAGCAAGGUGACGGCACGCGGCCCCGGCCUGGAGCCCGUGGGCAACGUGGCCAACAAAACCACCUACUUCGACAUCUACACUGCAGGGGCUGGCUCGGGCGAUGUGGGGGUGGUGAUCACAGACCCCCAGGGCCGGCGGGACACGGUGGAGGUGAUGCUGGAGGACAAGGGAGACAACGUGUUCCGCUGCACCUACCGGCCCGUCCUCGAAGGGCCACACACCAUCUGUGUCACCUACGCUGGCACCCAGGUCCCCAGGAGCCCCUUCACCGUCAAUGUGGCUGAAGCCUGCACCCCCUCGGCGGUCCGGGCCACGGGCCGGGGGCUGCAGCCACGGGGCGUCCGAGUGCAGGACGUGGCUGACUUCAAGGUCCUGACACGGGGUGCGGGCAGCGGGGACCUGCGGGUGACACUGCGGGGACCAGCGGGGGACAAGGACAGGAUCUGGGGGUCCUGGCCCAGGCACAGGGUAAUGGUGGCUGCGGUGCCCCCAGGGUUCUCCAUCGAGGGCCCAUCCCAGGCGCGCAUCGAGUGCGAUGACAAGGGCGACGGCUCGUGCGAUGUGCGGUACUGGCCCACCGAGCCAGGGCUCUACGCUGUGCACGUGGUCUGUGAUGAUGAGGACAUCCGGGACAGCCCUUUCAUGGCUGAUAUCCGCCCCGCUCCCCCUGACUCCUGGCCCGACAAGGUGAAGGCCUUUGGGCCAGGGCUGGAGCCCACUGGCUGCAUUGUGGAUCGCCCGGCCGAGUUCACCAUCGACGCCCGUGGUGCUGGCAAGGGGCCCCUCAAGCUCUAUGCACAGGACGCCGAGGGCUUCCCUAUUGACAUUAAGGUGAAGGACAAUGGUGAUGGCACCUUCCACUGUGUCUACGUCCCCACCAAAGCCAUGAAGCACACAAUCAUCGUCGCCUGGGGGGGUGUCAACACCCCCAACAGCCCCUUCCGUGUGAGCGUGGGCGAGGGCAGCCACCCCAGCAGGGUGAAGGUGCAUGGGCCAGGUGUGGAGAAGACAGGGCUGAAGGCCAACGAGCCCACCUACUUCACCGUGGACUGCAGUGAGGCUGGACAGGGUGACGUCAGCAUUGGCAUCAAGUGCGCCCCAGGAGUGGUGGGGCCGCUCGAGGCUGACAUCGACUUUGACAUCAUUAAGAAUGACAAUGACACCUUCACGGUCAAGUACACAGCGCCGGGUGCAGGGCUCUACACCAUCAUGGUGCUCUUUGCCAACCAGGAGAUCCCCUCCAGCCCCUUCCGCAUCAAGGUGGACCCAUCCCAUGACGCCACCAAGGUCAAAGCCGAGGGACCUGGGCUCAGCCGGACAGGUGAGGGGCCAGCCCCCCUGGACGUGCGGUUCGUGGGGACGGGGCCUGGCCCAGCGGUCGCUGACUUCGAGGUCAUCGACAAUCAUGACUAUUCCUACACGGUCAAGUACACCCCGCUGCAGCAGGGCCCCCUGUCUGUGGUGGUCACCUAUGGAGGGGACCCCAUCCCCAAGAGCCCCUUCCCCGUCACUGUGGCUCCCCCCCUGCAGCUGGGCAAGGUCAAGGUGCAGGGGCUCAACAGCAAGGCGGAAGUGGGGCAGGUGCAGGAGUUCCAGGUGGAGACACAGGGUGCAGGAGGCCAGGGGCAACUGGAGGUGAAGGUGACGGGCCCCUCGCGGCGCCCCGUGCCCUGCACAGUGGGGCCUGCGCCCCCCGGAGGCCCCCACCCUGUCACUUUCACACCCCCCGAGGAGGGGCCCCACCGUGUCGAGGUCACCUACGAUGGGCACCCGGUUCCAGGCAGCCCCUUCCCUGUGGAAGCUCUGCUGCCCCCUGACCCCUCCAAGGUGGUGGCGUCUGGGCCCGGGCUGAAGGGCGGCCGUGUCGGGGUCCCAGCGCCCUUCUCCAUUGCCACGCAAGGCGCGGGCAGUGGGGGGCUGGGGCUGACAGUGGAGGGGCCCUGCGAGGCCAAGAUUGAGUGCCAGGACAACGGGGAUGGCUCCUGUGCCGUGUCCUACCUGCCCACGGCACCUGGAGAGUACCACAUCAACAUCCUCUUCGCUGGGCACCACAUCCCGGGCAGCCCCUUCACGGCUGCGGUCACGGCGCCCUUCGACCCGGCCAAAGUGACGGCGUCGGGGCCGGGGCUGGAGCGCGGCCGUGCGGGGGAGGCGGCUGCCUUCUCCGUGGACUGCUCGCAGGCCGGAGAGGCCGAGCUCACCAUCGAGAUCCGCUCCGAGGCCGGCGUCAAGGCUGAGGUGCUGGUGCAGAACAAUCGUGACGGCACCUAUGCCAUCACCUACACUCCAGCCUGUGCCGGCGCCUACACCAUCACCAUCAACUACGGCGGCCUCCCGGUCCCCAACUGCCCCGUGCGCGUCACUGUUGACCCAGCCGUCGACACCAGCAGUGUCAAGGUCUACGGCAAAGGCGUGGAGCCGCGAGGGGUGCUGCGGGAGGUGGGCACUGAGUUCACGGUGGAUGCGCGGGCGCUGGCCCCCACCGGGGGACCCCACAUCCGUGCACGGGUGCUGAACCCCUCCGGGACCCCCAUCGACACCUUCGUCACUGACCUUGGCGAUGGCACCUACCGCGUGGAGUACACACCUUUCGAGGAGGGGCUGCAUCUGGUGGAGGUGACAUAUGAUGACGUGGCAGUCCCCAAGAGCCCAUUCCGUGUGGGGGUGGCCGAGGGCUGCGACCCCACACGCGUUCGGGCGCACGGCCCUGGCCUGGAGGGCGGCCUGGUGGGCACGGCCAACCACUUCACUGUGGAGACCAGGGGUGCAGGCACUGGGGGAUUGGGCCUGGCCAUUGAGGGUCCCUCGGAGGCAAAGAUGUCCUGCAAGGACAACAAGGAUGGCAGUUGCGCAGUGGAGUAUGUCCCCUUCACGCCUGGUGACUACGACGUCAACAUCACCUUCGGCGGCCACCCCAUCCCUGGGAGCCCAUUCCGGGUGCGAGUGCGGGAUGCUGUGGAUGCCUCAAAGGUGACGUGCUCAGGGCCAGGGCUGGGUCCCAGCGUCCGAGCGCGGUUGCCCCAGAGCUUCACCGUGGACGUGAGUGCCGCAGGACAUGCAGCCCUUGAGGUGACGCUGCUGGGGCCCACUGGGCUGCCGGAGCCAGUGGAGAUCCGAGACAAUGGUGAUGGCACCCACAAGGUCACCUACACCCCAGCCAGUGACGGGCCCUACACCGUGUCUGUCAAGUACGGGGGGCAGGAGGUGCCACGCAGCCCCUUCAAAGUGACGGCGCUGCCCACCCACGAUGCCAGCAAGGUGCGGGCAAGUGGCCCCGGGCUGAGUGCAGGAGGGAUCCCUGCCAGCCUCCCCGUCGAAUUCACCAUUGACGCUCGUGAUGCUGGCGAGGGAUUGCUCACGGUGCAGAUUCUGGACCCCGAGGGGCAGCCCAAGAAGGCGUCAAUCCGGGACAAUGGGGACGGCACCUACACAGUGUCCUACGUGCCCGAUGUGCCCGGGCGCUACACCAGCACUGUCAAGUAUGGGGGCGACGAGAUCCCUGCAUCGCCCUUCCGUGUCCUCGCCGUGCCCUCUGGCGAUGCCAGCAAGUGCCUCGUCACAGGUGCCUGUCUGGGCCCCACGAUCCAGAUCGGGGAGGAGACCGUGAUCACUGUGGAUGCAAAGGCAGCGGGACAGGGCAAGGUCACCUGCAAGGUGUCAACGCCUGAUGGUGCUGAGCUGGACGUGGAUGUGGUGGAAAACCACGAUGGCACUUUUGACAUCUUCUACACCGCACCCGAGCCCGGCAAAUACGUCAUCACCAUCCGCUUUGGCGGGGAGCACGUCCCUAACAGCCCCUUCCAUGUCAUGGCCACGGAGGAGCCCCCAGCCACCACUGAGAACCUCCGGCCCUUUAACCUCGUCAUCCCCUUCACGGUGCAGAAGGGUGAAAUCACAGGUGAAGUGCGAAUGCCCUCGGGGAAGACAGCGCGGCCCAACAUCACGGACAACAAGGACGGGACGGUGACAGUGCACUAUGCCCCCUCCGAGAAGGGGCUGCAUGAGAUGGACAUUCGCUAUGAUGGCAACCACAUCCCUGGGAGUCCCCUUCAGUUCUAUGUGGAUGCCAUCAACCCACGCCAUGUCAGUGCCUAUGGGCCUGGGCUGAGCCAUGGGAUGGUCAACAAGCCAUGCACAUUCACCAUUGUCACCAAGGAUGCUGGCGAGGGUGGGCUGUCGCUAGCGGUCGAAGGUCCCUCCAAGGCGGAGAUCACUUGCCAAGACAACAAAGAUGGGACAUGCACAGUGUCCUACCUGCCCACAGCCCCUGGCGACUACAGCAUCAUUGUGCGCUUUGAUGACAAACACAUCCCGGGCAGCCCCUUCACUGCCAAGAUCACUGGGGAUGACUCCAUGCGCACGUCCCAGCUCAAUGUGGGCACCUCAACUGAUGUGUCACUGAAGAUCGCAGAGACAGACCUGAGCCUGUUGGCGGCUACCAUCCGUGCACCGUCGGGCAACGAGGAGCCAUGCUUGCUCAAGCGGCUGCCCAACCGCCACAUCGGCAUCUCAUUCACACCCAAGGAGGUGGGCGAGCAUGUGGUGAGUGUGCGGAAGAGCGGGCAGCAUGUCACCAACAGCCCUUUCAAGAUCCUGGUGGGACAGUCAGAGAUUGGUGAUGCCGGCCGGGUCAAGGUGUGGGGCCAGGGGCUUCUGGAGGGCCACACCUUUGAGGUGGCUGAGUUCAUCGUGGACACACGCAGUGCUGGUUACGGCGGGCUGGGCCUGUCCAUUGAGGGCCCCAGCAAGGUGGACAUUAACUGUGAGGACAUGGAGGAUGGCACCUGCAAAGUCACCUACUGCCCCACCGAGCCCGGCAACUACAUCAUCAACAUCAAGUUUGCUGACAAACAUGUCCCAGGGAGCCCCUUCACGGUGAAGGUGACUGGUGAGGGGCGGAUAAAGGAGAGCAUCACACGCCGGCGACAGGCACCCUCCAUCGCCACUGUUGGCAGCACUUGUGACCUCAACCUUAAGAUCCCAGGGAACUGGUUCCAGAUGGUGUCGGCGCAGGAGCGGCUGACGCGCACGUUCACGCGCAGCAGCCACACGUACACGCGCACGGAGCGCACUGAGAUCAGCAAGACGCGUGGCGGCGAGACCACGCGUGAGGUGCACGUGGAAGAAUCGACCCGCGUGGGCGGCGCCUUCCCCCGUGCGCCCCCGGAGCCCUUCGGUGCCUUCGGGGCCUUUGGGACCCGCGAGGGCAUCGGUGCCUUUGCAGCCCCUGCGCGCGCACACGAGGGUGAGGCGUCAGCACAGGAGCUGUCGGCGCAGGUGCUGAGCCCAUCGGGGCAGCGGCGCGAGGCCGAGGUGGUGCCGGGGGGUGCGGGGGUGUACAGCGUGCGCUUCGUGCCCCAGGAGACG
Molecule: messenger RNA, 5781 nt
Organism: Cyanistes caeruleus (blue tit)
Lineage: Eukaryota; Metazoa; Chordata; Aves; Passeriformes; Paridae
Source: RefSeq, a predicted model, not a curated record